This is a messenger RNA of Komagataella phaffii GS115, 1869 nucleotides long. Its product is annotated as Subunit of the NuA3 histone acetyltransferase complex that acetylates histone H3. Gene Ontology annotation, biological process: regulation of transcription by RNA polymerase II. Lineage: Eukaryota; Fungi; Ascomycota; Pichiomycetes; Pichiales; Pichiaceae. Bases 1 to 1869 code for a protein of 622 amino acids. The record is from RefSeq and is a predicted model, not a curated record. The transcript is spliced from 2 exons.
AUGGUAUACAACAUCGAUAAACCUAGGGAAGAAACUGAUUACAGGGAGUUUUAUCCCGAUUUAGAUGAGAAAGCUCCUCUCCGAAUAAUACUGGCCAAAAGGUUUAAACAAAAUCAACGCCAAUCAACUAGAUCUGGUUUUUUUUUGGAUGCAUCUACGAAGAGAUUCCCUUCGUUUAGGAAUACGCGGUAUAAAUCUAGGCUGCAUGACUCCAAGGUCCGCAACGCUGAUUUUCGAACUCUUGGAUAUCUUCGUAAACAAAAAAGGCAUGCCGAAUUGUAUGGGAGAGGAAAUAUGAAGACUAAUAGUCUUGUUAAAGGUGUUUCUAACUGUGAUAAUUGUUUUGAAGUCCUUUACGAUAUUGACGAACAGGAUUAUUGCUAUCUUAAACUCCUCAAUGAACGAAGAAAAGGAGCAAGACUUUCAAAAAAGCUUCUUCCCCCUAAUCAAGCUUCAGAAACGCUUCGAGAUAGUAAGUAUGGAUCAGAUGAUGGCAUUGGAAUAUAUGCAGAAGAUCAACCGUGCGCAGUAUGCAAUGAGAGUGACUGCGAUGUCAAUAAUGUGAUUAUAUUCUGCGAUGGAUGUAACAUAGCAGUGCAUCAGGAAUGCUAUGGAAUAACGUUUAUUCCUGAAGGGCCCUGGUUUUGUAGGCGAUGCAUUAUAGCCAAAGGUGCACCCAAGAGAUGCCAGUUUUGUCCGUCUGUUACUGGUGCCUUCAAACAGACGGAUACAGGUUCAUGGAGUCACAUAAUAUGUGGAUUAUGGAUCAACGAGUUAUAUUUUGCUAAUCCGAUAUACAUGGAGCCCAUUGAAGGUACUCAAUUAAUUCCUCGAAGCCGUUGGAAGCUCAAAUGCUUUAUUUGCAAGCUUAAGAUAGGCGCAUGUAUUCAGUGUUCCAACAAGAACUGUUUUACUGCGUACCAUGUGACAUGCGCCAAGCGAGCGGGCUUGUUUUUGGAUUUAAGUAAAGGGUUACAAGCGUGCCUAAACAAUCCUCGCUACUUAGUUAGCUACUGCGACAAGCAUUCGCCUAUACCUUCAAACGGAAAGUUAGAUUUGGAUCAAGGAAUUUGCCGAACAAGACGAUAUUGCCAACGUGGAUUUAGCCGACAGGUCUCACUAUUGGGCCCUGAAGAAGGUGACGUUUUUUCUUGGAGGACAUCGUCAGGGACUCACAUAGCACCGGAAAUGUUUGCAAAUAAAUUAGGGCAUUUCUUUGACGAUUUUAACAUCCAUGUAGACUCUCCCAAGGCCACUAUCUACGAACUAUGCGGUUACUGGGCGCUUAAACGACAAGCAAAAUACGGGCUGUCCCUGAUUAAAAGACUAGAUCCAAUACAUUACUACGGUCAAAUGUCGUCUAAGGAGAUUUCAGAACGUAUAGAAUCGUUAAGCAUUUUGAAGAGAGACGUUCAACAACUGAGCAAACUCGCUAUGAGAAUAGUUUUGAGGUCUGAGUUACAGUUAGGGACUGUUGAUUUUAGAGUGGGUACUAUGGAGCUCCUAAAUUUUCCAGCCACAUAUAUCAUUCGAAAUCAUGUUUUGAACAAUCUGAAUUCUUCUGAAAAAUAUCUUCUUUCACAGAAUCAACAAUUCAAUGAUCUUUUAAAUCAUCUAGAUAGUUACCACUUCAAAACUGUAUCAGAAUUUACCACAAAAUUUACCAUUUUUGUGCGAAGAUUUAAUCGAUGGAGGAAACUUGCUCCUUCGGUUUAUCUAGAGGCUUCAAAGCUGGAACACCAUCUAUUGGGAGACAAAGACUUUCUUCGAUCAAAUUAUAUGGAUACCAACGAAACAACAGAUAUCAGGUUUGUGCCGUGGAUCGGAAAAGAAGUUUUGGCAGAGGAGAAUUUGAGUGAUGCAUUGUAA